Messenger RNA from Porites lobata, 771 nucleotides. The record is from the annotation of a GenBank genome assembly. Lineage: Eukaryota; Metazoa; Cnidaria; Anthozoa; Scleractinia; Poritidae.
CAGCACAAACUUGCUGUCAUACGGACGUUAUUGGAAAGGAGUGACAGCAUCGUCACGGAAGAAGAAGACCGUAAACAAGAGGAAGAACACAUAAGAACAGCCCUCUAUACAUGUGGUUACCCGAAUUGGGCGAUAAAGAAGGUCAAAGAGCAAAUGAACAGGAAGAAAGCUAUGAGAAAAGAUAAAUCCAAGAAAGAUAAAGCACAAGAAAAAUCAAGAGGAGUGGUGACUUUCCCAUAUGUCCACUCAUUCACGGAGAAAAUACAACGUAUAUUCACCAAACACAGGGUAGCCACAGUGGUUAAACCUCAAACCACCCUCAGACAGGUUUUAGUUCACCCGAAGGACAAAGUUGAGAAGCAAAAAAAGGCUGGAGUGGUGUACAAAAUUCCGUGCAGCCAAUGCGAAAAGGUAUACAUCGGUGAAACAGGGAGACAGCUGGGAACCAGGAUCACAGAACACAGAAAGGAAGCAGAAAAGAUCUCUGACAGAAAUUUCACAAGAUCCACCCGCAGAGCUUCUACCAAUGAAUACCAUAAAUCAGCCAUAACAGACCACGUCUGUCAGAACAAUCAUAUUAUGAACUGGGAAGCAGGUGAAAUAGUUGAGCAGGAAAGCGACAAGUUUAAGCGAUGGAUCAAGGAAAGCAUAUGUAUUAGAUCGAACACUCCUACUAUGAACAGGGACGAGGGAGCCUAUCAGCUUUUUCCCAUAUGGACACAAGUGAUCUCCACCCCCAAAACCAGGGGGGAGGGGGCGUCUACAGAGUGA